This is a messenger RNA of Vanessa tameamea, 1262 nucleotides long. Its product is annotated as terpene synthase-like. Gene Ontology annotation, biological process: isoprenoid biosynthetic process. The transcript has 8 exons. Gene Ontology annotation, molecular function: prenyltransferase activity. NCBI's taxonomy places the organism in Eukaryota, Metazoa, Arthropoda, Insecta, Lepidoptera, Nymphalidae. The record is from RefSeq and is a predicted model, not a curated record. The coding region runs from base 131 to 1063 and encodes 310 amino acids.
CAACUGGCAUUCGACACUCGACAGACGUCAGACGUCAUUUUCUGUUCCACUGCAGUGGAAAUCGAUUUUUUGAUAGUAAUUCGUUAUUAUUAAUUUUUGUUACAAGGAAAAUAAUUUAUUCAAUAACAAAAUGUCCCAAAUAACAACAAAAAGUGGUGACAAAAAUCAGGAUGAGAAACUCCUGAUGCCAUUCACAUACAUCCAACAAGUCCCGGGGAAACAGAUACGUUCCAAGCUCACCCUGGCCUUUAACUAUUGGUUGAGAGUAAGCGAUGAGAAACUCCGUGCCAUCGGUGAGAUAGUACAGAUGUUACACAACUCAAGCUUAUUAUUGGACGACAUACAAGACAAUUCCAUUCUACGUCGAGGUAUUCCAGUGGCGCAUUCCAUUUAUGGUAUAGCGAGCACUAUUAAUGCAGCUAAUUACGUCAUAAUCAUCGCCCUUGAAAAGACUUUGCAGCUUGGACAUCCAAUGGCUACCGCUGUGUAUACCGAACAAUUGCUGGAGUUGCACCGAGGUCAAGGUAUAGAGAUAUACUGGAGGGAUAAUUUCCAAUGUCCGACUGAAGAGGAAUAUAAGGAGAUGACAAUGAAAAAGACGGGCGGUCUUUUCAUGUUGGCGAUUCGCUUGAUGCAGCUCUUUAGCGAUAACAAAUCGGACUUCAGCAAACUGUCAUCAAUCCUCGGUCUAUAUUUUCAAAUAAGAGACGACUAUUGCAAUUUGUGCUUACAGGAGUACUCCGAGAACAAGAGCUAUUGCGAAGAUCUGACGGAAGGUAAAUUCAGUUUUCCCGUCAUACACGCGAUACAAAAUCAGAAAGGGGAUAACCAAGUACUUCAUAUUCUCAGGCAACGCACGAGAGACGUAGAAGUGAAGCGUUACUGCAUCUCACUCCUGGAGAGGUUUGGAAGUUUCCAAUACACGCGGGAUCGUUUGCAGGAGCUCGACAACGAGGCCAGAGCUGAGGUCAAACGUUUAGGUGGUAAUCCACAUCUGGAAGAGUUGUUAGACGAACUGCUCAGCUGGCGACGAGACAAGAAACCUGCCAUCAAUGAAGAAUAAGUUAAAAAUUAAUGUUUUCUUUUCAUGAUUUAAGCUUCUGUUCGUAUUAACGUUUGUGGAAUACACACACAGUUUGCUCUUUACAUGAAAAACCAUCGAUUAAGAACUACAGGAAGAGCAUGGUUGUAUGUUUUAAUAGAAACUGUUGCUAAAUAUUCAGAGAAUUACUAAUAAUUCAAUCUCUUAAUAAUAUGUCAUU